UUUUUUUGAGAGUACGGAACGGUUCCAAAUAUGGCGAUUUUUAUCCAUUCGUUCUUGUCAUUUUUGCUGUGAUGCUUGCUUUUGUGUAAAACUAGUGUUUUGUUGCGUUAAAAAUGGCUGACACCGGUCUACGUAUGAAUUUUGCUGCAUUGAAGAGGGCAGAUCCAUACGCGCGAGAAAUAAUUGACAGUGCUACCCACGUUGCACUUUAUACAUUUGAAGAGAACGAAUGGGAGAAAACGAACAUCGAAGGAGCUUUGUUUGUGUACAGUAGGAAUGGAGAACCGUAUCACAGUUUGGUGAUUAUGAACAGAUUGAAUACGAACAACCUAAUCGAACCUGUAUCGAAAGGAAUAGAAUUACAAUUAAAGGAACCUUUCCUAUUAUAUCGGAACGCCAAGUGUUGUAUUUACGGCAUAUGGUUCUACGAUAAAGACGAGUGCGUUCGAGUGGCGACGAAACUCAAUUCUUUGGUUAAGGAGUCUAUUAAACAAGCACCCGCCGAGAACAUGCCGCAUACGCCUGCGUACAGUUCCACGCCUUCUAACCCUCCGGUGGAUAUUUUCAGCAUGUUGAGCAAGGCGCAGGACGACUUUAAUUCCAACAAGGGUCUCGUGGUGAACAAAAGUGAGGCAUCGUCGGCGCGGGCGCCGGAUAUGGCGUCACAGAGCGUGAUGGACUUCUUUGCGAAGGCGGGUGGAGGUGGUGCAGUACAAAUGCCCGCCGUGUCGUCACUGCCGUCGCCGGGAAUUUUCGGACCGCGGCAGCCGGACUCGCGGGAAGCCCCCGGUCUGCUCCAAAGGCUUAUGAGCAACCCUGCUCACUCCGUCGAACAUAUAGAAAAACAGCAGCGCUCGGUCACACCUCAAGAGGUACAUGCUAAUGGUAACAUCUCUCUGGAUACCUCAUUGAGACAACCUAGUGGGUUCCAGUUGAAGUCUACCCCCAUUGAGAAUAAUAGUCAAUCUCAAAACCAGCAAAGGAUACCGGGCAUCCAGAAGGGUCAGUUGCUAAGUGGGUUAGAUACAAAUGGGCCUAUUACAUUGGAGAAUGAAUUAAAUCUUAUGCAUAUGUCUUCUCCUAAGCCAACAUCUCCACCGGCUGCUUAUUUGAACCAAUCACAAGACAUCAGUUAUUUAGAGAAGGGCAUUUUCCCACUGAAUAACUCUCUACCGAUGCAGUCUAAGCCGGCAUUAAUGCCUCCAACAAUGUUCACGGCCACUGUAGGAGAUGUGCAUCCUUCACCUGAACCACUGACGAGGAAUCAGCUUCUGCAAGCCUUCAAUUACCUACUAAAGCACGACUCUGAUUUUGUCAACAAGCUUCAUGAAGCCUAUGUGAAAUCCUUCUCAGAGAAGACAUUCUCUGUGUCAUAAAGAUUCAUUCUUUCUGACUAGCAACUGUUAUUGCCAGUUGCUGUUGUACAUUUGCUAAUCAAAGUAUAAAGGUUGAGGUACAUGUAUCAUGAUUUAACUAAACAUGGAUUACUAUUUCACCUUGUAUUUGCAAACAUAUACUAUAAAGUGUGUGUGGAAGUACACAUUAGAUUAAACCCAGUUGUGGCUACUUUCUGUUUAAAAGUGUUGAUCAUUCUGCAUGUACUCAAACCAUAAAUCCUUUGAAAUAUGUAGAUUCCUAGUUUUGUAGACACUCCUUUGUUUGAACAGACUUCGUAAAUAAGUUUUAACACUUUGACUGUCAUUUAUACCUGUAUAAAGAAUGAAUUUUAGUGACAUGCUUUAAUCUGAGUCAUGUAAAUUAUUUCUUGAAAAGCUAUUUGUGAUAUUUAUAUUGGCUCCUUAGGUUACAGCAAAAUCUUAAAAUUGCAUCUUAACUUUCAUUAUCUAGUUUAGUUUAACUAAGUUAGUUCAUUGCAAUAUUAAAAUAGUCCAGGAAAAAAAGAAUUUCAAUGACAAUACUUAUUUUUCUAAGGUAUUUUAUCUGUAAUGGAUGUUAAAAACUUUAUUAGAAUAUUUUGUUUGUUGCAAUGGACUUGAGUAAGGACAUCCUUUUGAAGAUAGUUAUUUCUUUGUAAUAAGGACUGCAAACAUUGCUAUAACUUUACAAAAAGUAUUUGUUACUUCACCUUAGUAGUUUAUGUAUCAGUUCUAGCUUUACUUGUGUUUAAAAUUUAGUAGUAAUCUAGAAUGAUCAUAAUCUCGAUAUUUAACUUCUUCAAUACUGUAAUUUGUGUAAUCUUUUGUAUUACAGGGAAAAUCAGAUUCUAAUCGGUU
This is a messenger RNA of Cydia amplana, 2234 nucleotides long. RefSeq names its product mRNA-decapping enzyme 1B (gene DCP1). Gene Ontology annotation, biological process: positive regulation of catalytic activity; deadenylation-dependent decapping of nuclear-transcribed mRNA; deadenylation-independent decapping of nuclear-transcribed mRNA. The coding region runs from base 114 to 1376 and encodes 420 amino acids. Gene Ontology annotation, molecular function: mRNA binding; enzyme activator activity. The transcript has a single exon. Lineage: Eukaryota; Metazoa; Arthropoda; Insecta; Lepidoptera; Tortricidae. The record is from RefSeq and is a predicted model, not a curated record. Gene Ontology annotation, cellular component: P-body.